ACUAAGGGAAUUGCCAGGGGGGAGAAGGAAAGAACACCGCAGACUAUCACCAUGGGAGAGGUACCUGGACAGCAAGAGCCCCUGGACCCACUCUUCAGCAUUGUAACCAGAAAGGUGAAAGGAGGCAACAUCGAUGUUCAUCCAUCAGAAAAGGCACUUAUUGUUCACUAUGAGGUCGAAGCUACAAUACUUGGGGAGAUGGGAGAUCCUAUGCUGGGAGAACGCAAGGAGUGUCAAAAAAUCAUUCGGUUGAAGAGCCUCAAUGCCAACACUGACAUUUCUUCUCUGGCUCGGAAGGUGGUGGAGGAAUGCAAGCUCAUUCACCCUUCCAAACUAGCCGAAGUGGAACAACUGCUCUACUACUUGCAGAACCGCAGAGACACCUCCUCAGGAAAAGAAAAAAAAGAGAAACCCAGUAAACCAAAAGAUCCGCCUCCUUUUGAAGGGACAGAGAUUGAUGAGGUAGCCAAUAUCAAUGACAUGGAUGAAUACAUUGAGCUGCUGUAUGAAGAUAUUCCUGAUAAGGUGCGUGGCUCUGCACUCAUUCUACAGCUGGCCAGGAAUCCUGAUAAUCUAGAAGAACUCCUGCUUAAUGAAAUUGCACUGGGUGCUUUGGCCAGAGUGCUGAGAGAGGAUUGGAAACAAAGCGUGGAGCUUGCUACUAAUAUAAUUUAUAUAUUUUUUUGCUUCUCUAGUUUUUCUCAAUUUCAUGGACUCAUCACACACUACAAAAUUGGGGCUCUCUGCAUGAACAUCAUUGACCAUGAGCUGAAGCGACAUGAGCUUUGGCAGGAAGAACUCACCAAGAAGAAGAAAGCUGUUGAUGAAGAUCCUGAUAAUCAAACCCAGAAAAAAGAAUAUGAAAAAACCUUCAAAAAGUACCAGGGGCUGGUUGUCAAGCAAGAGCAGCUACUUCGAGUUGCCCUUUAUUUGCUGUUGAACCUUGCCGAAGACACACGCACUGAGCUGAAGAUGCGGAACAAGAAUAUUGUUCACAUGCUGGUGAAAGCGUUGGAUCGAGAGAACUUUGAACUGCUGAUUCUGGUUGUGUCGUUUCUGAAGAAACUCAGCAUCUUCAUGGAGAAUAAAAACGACAUGGUUGAACUGGAUAUUAUUGAGAAACUGGUGAAAAUGGUACCAUGUGAACACGAAGACCUGCUGAAUAUUACACUUCGACUUCUGCUGAAUCUUUCUUUUGACACAGGCUUGAGGAACAAAAUGGUACAAGUUGGACUUCUUCCCAAACUCACUGCAUUAUUGGGAAAUGAAAAUUACAAACAGGUGGCCAUGUGUAUUCUCUAUCACAUAAGCAUGGAUGAUCGCUUUAAAUCGAUGUUUGCAUACACUGACUGUAUACCACAGUUGAUGAAGAUGGUGUUCGAGUGUCCUGAAGGGCGCAUUGACCUGGAGCUCAUCUCCUUCUGCAUUAACCUGGCUGCUAACAAGAGGAAUGUGCAGCUCAUUUGCGAAGGGAAUGGUCUGAAGCUGCUGAUGAAGAGAGCUCUGAAAUUCAAGGACCCGUUAUUGAUGAAAAUGAUUAGGAACAUCUCCCAGCACGACGGGCCAACUAAAACGCUAUUCAUUGAUUACGUUGGCGACCUAGCUGCCCAGAUUUCUAAUGAUGAGGAGGAGGAAUUUGUGAUAGAAUGCCUAGGAACGUUAGCCAAUUUGACCUUGCCUGAUCUGGAUUGGGAACUUGUGCUGAAAGAGUACAAACUGGUACAAUACCUCAAGGAUAAAUUAAAGCCAGGUUCUGCAGAAGAUGACCUUGUUUUGGAAGUGGUGAUAAUGAUUGGGACUGUCUCCAUGGAUGACUCCUGUGCAGCCCUGCUUGCUAAAUCUGGGAUUAUUCCAGCCCUCAUUGAACUGCUCAAUGCUCAACAGGAAGAUGAUGAAUUUGUUUGCCAAAUCAUCUAUGUGUUUUACCAGAUGGUCUUUCACCAAGCCACUAGAGACGUAAUCAUCAAGGAUACCCAGGCUCCUGCCUAUCUUAUAGAUCUAAUGCAUGAUAAAAACGCUGAGAUCCGUAAAGUCUGCGACAAUACACUGGAUAUAAUAGCGGAGUACGAUGAGGAGUGGGCGAAGAAGAUCCAGAGUGAGAAGUUUCGAUGGCACAACUCACAGUGGCUGGAGAUGGUGGAGAGUCGGCAGAUGGACGAGAACGAGCAGUAUUUGUACGGGGAUGACCGCAUUGAGCCCUAUAUCCAUGAAGGGGACAUUUUGGAGCGGCCUGAUCUUUACUACAACGCGGAUGGGCUGAUGGCACACGAUGGAACGGCCAGUCCUGAUUUCUUCGGGGAUUACCACCUUCAGAAUGGAGACCUGGUCGGCCAGCAUCCUUUCCCUGGCAGCGUUGCGAUGGAUGGUUUUGGCCAGCCUGUGGGAAUUCCAAGCCGCCCCACCACCGCUUAUGGAUAUCGACCAGAUGACCCUUACUACUACAGCUUUGGAGCCCGAUAAAGCAAUCUGCUGUAUUAGAUUAUUCCCUUCCUGUAUUCUUGAACAAGAAGAGUCACUGAGCAAAGCCUUUUUUUUUCUUAGUAAUGCAUGAGAGCAAUCUUUA
Molecule: messenger RNA, 2563 nt
Organism: Euleptes europaea (tarantolino)
Lineage: Eukaryota; Metazoa; Chordata; Lepidosauria; Squamata; Sphaerodactylidae
Gene: KIFAP3
Product: kinesin associated protein 3
Exons: 20
Coding region: 52-2460 (802 amino acids)
Biological process (GO): cilium organization; microtubule-based movement
Cellular component (GO): kinesin II complex; axoneme; ciliary transition zone
Molecular function (GO): kinesin binding
Source: RefSeq, a predicted model, not a curated record